CGGUGGAAAAGGACAAUUCAACGACUACGUCAGUGAAACGGUGCCAAAAUGAGGAUGUAAUCGGUGGAAAAGCCUGUAACGAGGACAAAUGAAGUCGCAAAAUUUGAUUCGGUGAUGUCAAUCACGACGACAAAGGCUCUUUGAGAGUGAUAAGGUGAGGAGGUUCGCGAGCUCGAGAAGAAGCUAGGUUUAAGUUGUUGGACUCGUGAAAGCUCAAACCGUAGCCGCUGCGUGACCGAGCUAUUGUUCCAUAACCACCAUUGCAUCUUCUCACCUCCUACGAGGGUUACCAAGGGCCUGUUUUCUUAUAACAAGUAUCUUUUCUCCUUACAUGGGGGAUGCGUGCCCUGUUAACUAGUGAAGAAGAAAAGCUCUUGUGUAUAGUUUUAUGACCAUACAAUCAGAAAAGCUUGGAUAUAAUGGGGAUGAGUACACACAGUUCUACCAAUAGGAAACCAAGUGAUAGUAUGAGACUAAUUGUGACAACUUUUGUUGGAAUAGUUUUUGGAUUCUUUAUUGGAGUGUCAUUUCCGGCAUUGAAUACAAAGUUGAAUCUCCCAUCCAGCCUGCUUCCUGUCAUUGACCUUUCUUACAUUCAAGAGAAAUAUGCAGUUCAUGCACCUGCUUCUGUGAAAAAUAAUGGCGACUCAUCACAACAGCAGUUAAUAAAUGAUACGUUGAAGAUGGUAUAAUUGCAAACAUCAGCAGACAGUACAUUGACACAAGAACUCAGGCCAACCUGUCAAAACUUAAUGCUAACCGGAAACAAGAUGUAGAUGUUGCUAGUCAAGAUUUUUACGACAUUGUAGAAAGGAAGAGAAAUUCAGGUAAGAGUAUUCCCCCUCCUCAAAAUUUUCAUAUCUUACUUUGAUUGGCUGCAGUAAGAACUAGAAGCAUGAAAAAAGAAAAACAUGUUAUAUAUGCAACCUUUUUGGUCACGUGACAACAUCUUAUAAUGACAGCAACAAUGAGAAGAUUACCGGUUACUCCUCAACCUGAAUCCACAAUAUGGUGUUCUCCACUGUGAUUUAAAAUUUUAAACUUGUAGUAGUGGUGAGAAAACAGGUAAUAUGAUACACAGUUGUGGUAGUUAUAAAUCUAAGAUAGCAAUACUGCCUCCAGAAAAAAAAAGUGUAGCAGGAUGUACACUAUUUUAAUACAAUAUAAAUCAUUUAUACUGCCCAUGGAAAUAAAUUACAAAAAAUCCCAAAAUUAAAGAAAUUCAUGAUAAAUAAUAAGCACAUAAUAAUCAUCAAUCUAGGAGCAGAUUCUAGUCCGGUUUAAAUGUCGUCGGGCUUAACAACAAUAGCUAGCUUUUCUAUGUGAUUUUCCAAGUACUCUUUUAUCAAUAUUUCUCUUUUCCAUAUGUUUUUAUUUCCAUUUUGUUAUGUAUAUACUGACUUAAAAACUU
Vigna radiata var. radiata (mung bean) is the source of this 1411-nucleotide messenger RNA. RefSeq lists its product as uncharacterized. Bases 420 to 692 code for a protein of 90 amino acids. The record is from RefSeq and is a predicted model, not a curated record. The transcript has 5 exons. Lineage: Eukaryota; Viridiplantae; Streptophyta; Magnoliopsida; Fabales; Fabaceae.